AUGUUACACUCGCCACCCAGAGCCAACACUGUGCUUAAACCACCUUCCAAACAACAACCUCAACAGCAACCACAAAACAAGUAUCUCGCUGUCCAAAUUGCCGCAAAUGCACAAAAGAGAGAACAAGCUGUGUUGUUACCCGCAAAGAAUAACGAGGAAGAUCAUGACGAAGAGCAUGAGGAGGCUGAGAUUAGUAAUGAGGAGGAGGAAAAGCAAGAUUCAGGUGACUCACCUGUGCCAUGGUUUCCCCCUACAUUUUUCAGCCAAAACUUUCGACGAUGUAGCAUCACUUCUGAAAGUCAAGCCAUUGAUCUUGACUCUCCGUUGUUAGUGAUUGGAAAUUAUCAAGUGAACAGAGACUCUGAUUGCUUGGGACAAAAUUGGUAUUAUAAAAUCUACAAAGGGUACCAUAUUCAAACUGGAAAUUUCGUCGUCAUGAAGCACAUUUACAAUCAAGACAUAAUUCCAAAAUUGCGGAAUAGAAUUGAAGACUUGAGAGAAAAAAUUGCAGAGACUAGAAAUGAACAUCCUUACAUUGCUCACAUGUUUGCAAGUGUUACUUUACCUGUUAAAGAUAGCAAGGGUAAUGUGAAAGAAGGUGAAGAGUUUUAUGCCGUCGUUGAAGAAUUCUUGGAAAAUGGCUCCCUGUUCAUGCUUCGAAAUAAGGGAUAUAGACCAAGUGAAAAGGUCAUUGUCAUGUACAUUGAUCAAGUUCUUCAAGGAAUCUUGUAUUUACACAAUACCUUAAAGAUUGCACACUUGAACCUAUCUUCAAAAAACGUCAUGUUGUCAAAAUAUGGCCAAGUCAAGUUGGCCGACAUUGGAUUUAUCAUGACCAAGGAAGAAUACAUCAAGAACAAGCCCUGUCUGAAAUAUUGCUCACCGUUAAUGUUUCACAUGCACGAAGAUGAAUGGGAAAAACAAGCACUUGCAGAUAUUUGGAGCAUUGGAUGCUUGGUCAUUGAACUGUUUACAGGCAAGCCUCCCUUUAACGAAUACUCAUGGGAAGAUUUAUUUGCCUUAUUUCAAGAAGAGCACUUUCCAGUGGAGCUCAUUGAAAAAUAUUUUCCUCCUAACUGUUCAGAGUUGGCUUUGGAUUUCCUACGAUGCUGUUUUUACCAACAUGAUUAUUCAAGAUCUUACAUCAAAUCUCUAACGCAUCACCCUUGGAUUCUCAAGUACAAAGGACCAACGACACAACAUGCUCCUGUCGAACACAAUGUCGGUGGUGUUUCUGCCAAGUAUCUUUUUAUGGUUCAUGUUGGUAGUAGAAAGAAAAAGCUUUCUACAUCUGAAACGUUUAAAGAUAUCCAAUCAUUCGAGACCUUUAUUCACACUAAAUGUGAUAAUCUAAUUGCCAGCUUGAAACGAAAGAAAACUACCAGUCAAUUGGUGGUUAUUGAAAUUUUUGAUAAGGAAUGCAACGAAUUUGUAGAGUUUGAUGACUUGAGUCUCCUUGAGGAGGCUCCAUCCGUCAAUCAACUACGUGUUUCUUGCAUUUCAUUGCCAUCAACUCCAAAGAUUGAUCCGUUUAAAUCCAUACAAACAUCGAGAUAUGUUCCGUCUCCAACGAGCAGUAGCUUUACAUUCAAAUCUGAUAGCUUUUCCUACAAGACUGAUUCCAUAUCAGCCACAUCAGAAGAAAGUCUUUCACCCAACGACACUGGUGUUUUGCUUUGGAAUGGCAGAUAUUUACCUUUAAAGAAAAUUCAAAGUGGAGGUUUUUCAUCAGUGUACUUGUGUGAAGAUUGUGCCAAGUCACCCUCUUCAACCCAAAAAAGAGUAGCUCUCAAAGUUUGUUCAGUUGACAACUCUGGAGACAAAACCUUUUUGUCUAUCAAUGAAGCCAUGAGAGAGGCAUUCCAAAUGAUGAUGUUCAACCAUCCAAACAUUAUUAAGGUGUUAGAUGUAUUUCAACAACGGUUGAACCCAAUGUCUUCACCAACCGAUCUCUACUCACCUCAAAUGUUAUGUAUUGUUAUGCCGUAUUAUGAUGAAGGAGAUUUGACAACACUAAUUAGGUCGCCUCAACAACAACUCUCUCCUCGUAUCAUUUUGUCUAUUAUGCUUCAAGUGAUGGACGCUCUGUGUGAACUUCAUAAUAGAAACGUCAUUCACAGAGACGUCAAGCCACAGAACAUUCUGAUAGAAAAAAUAGAGAAGGACAACAAGGGAAACAUAACACGCGUUAAGGUAUUGUUGUGUGACUUUGGCCUCUCAAAAUCAUUAAUCGAAAGUAAGGCCUUUAGUGUAUCGGGAACCAUAAAUUACAUGUCACCAGAGGCUCAAUUAAAUCAAGGAUAUGGAGUCAAGACAGAUAUUUGGUCUUCAGGAGUUGUAUUGUACCAAUUGCUAUCCAACGAUGAAAGAACAAAUAUCUUUUUAGAAAUGAUACAACGAGGAGAAGAAACUGUUUUGAAUAGCCUUGAAGAACGUAUUCAGGAAAGAUACAAAACUCUACCAUCAUCGUCUCAAUCCCCUCUUCCCCAACUGCAGAAUCUUUUGCGAUCCAUGUUGAAAUUUUCUCAAAACGACAGAAUUAGUGCCAUGGAUGCUUUCAAUUAUUGCAAGGAAAGCAUGAAUUCGAUGAAAGGUAUUGUUGAGGAUGUUCAAUAA
This is a messenger RNA of Naegleria lovaniensis, 2616 nucleotides long. RefSeq lists its product as uncharacterized. The transcript has 2 exons. The record is from RefSeq and is a predicted model, not a curated record. Gene Ontology annotation, molecular function: protein serine/threonine kinase activity; ATP binding. NCBI's taxonomy places the organism in Eukaryota, Heterolobosea, Eutetramitea, Acrasida, Naegleriidae. The coding region runs from base 1 to 2616 and encodes 871 amino acids. Gene Ontology annotation, cellular component: cytoplasm. Gene Ontology annotation, biological process: protein phosphorylation.